Messenger RNA from Humulus lupulus (European hop), 1784 nucleotides. RefSeq names its product NADPH-dependent aldo-keto reductase, chloroplastic-like. Gene Ontology annotation, cellular component: cytosol. NCBI's taxonomy places the organism in Eukaryota, Viridiplantae, Streptophyta, Magnoliopsida, Rosales, Cannabaceae. The record is from RefSeq and is a predicted model, not a curated record. The coding region runs from base 170 to 1114 and encodes 314 amino acids. Gene Ontology annotation, molecular function: aldose reductase (NADPH) activity. The transcript has 8 exons.
CGCUUUAUGUGUAGCUGGGUGGGAUUUCGUGCAAGAUCCUAUUAUUUUGCCACGAAUCUUUAAAGCUACAUUCCCAAAAUAAGAUCUAACCAAUAAAUAUUAAAUUUUUAAAAGACCAUAUUUCUCAUCGCACAUUCUCUUCUCAAAAAUCUGAACCAAAAAGAAGAAAAUGGGAAUGGAAGCAAAAUACUUUGAUCUUAACACUGGAGCAAAAAUCCCAUCAGUUGGUCUCGGAACAUGGAAAGCUGACCCUGGUGUAGUCGGAAAAGCUGUCAUUGCUGCUGUCAAGAAUGGUUACAGACACAUUGACUGUGCUCAAGUCUAUGGUAAUGAAAAAGAGGUGGGUGUAGCUCUAAAGGAGCUAUUUUCCUCUGGGACAGUGCAGCGUUCAGAGAUGUUUAUCACAUCUAAGCUAUGGUGUAGUGACCAUGCACCAGAAGAUGUCUCAAAAGCUUUGAGCAGGACAUUAGAGGAUCUGCAACUUGAUUUCAUUGAUCUAUAUCUCAUACAUUGGCCAUUUAGGACAAAGCCUGGCUCAGCGGGAUUUGCCCCAGAAGUCAUGGCUCCAUUAUGUCUUCCUGAGACAUGGAAUGCAAUGGAGAGAUUGUAUGCGUCUGGCCAGGCUCGAGCGAUUGGCGUGAGCAACUUCUCGACUAAGAAGCUGCAAGACUUGCUUUCCUAUGCCAAAAUUCCUCCAGCUGUGAAUCAAGUAGAGUGCCAUCCUGUGUGGCAGCAACCUUCUCUUCACAACUUGUGCAAAUCCACCGGUGUUCAUCUCACGGCUUAUUCUCCUCUUGGAUCACCGGGGUCAUGGAUAAAAGGCGAAAUCUUGAAAGAGCCAAUACUAGUAGAGAUUGCUGAGAAGCUAAACAAGUCAACAGCUCAAGUAGCUCUUCGUUGGGGUGUUCAAAGUGGACAUAGUGUUCUUCCAAAGAGUGUAAAUGAGUCUAGGAUCAAGGAAAACCUGAGCUUGUUCGACUGGUCGAUCCCCAAAGAACUCUUCUCUAAAUUUUCAGGAAUCCAUCAGCAAAGGCUGCUCCGGGGGGAUUUUGCACUUCAUGAAAGCUUAAGUCCUUAUAAGAGUCUCCAAGAACUGUGGGAUGGUGAAAUAUGAGAUAACAUGAUCAUAUGAUAUGGCUUGGCUUGGCUUGGCUUGGCUGGCAUAGCAAAACUCUUCUCGCAAUUUUGUCAUUUCAAUGCAGAGAAAUAUAUUUAAGUAUCAAACUUUUUCUUCAACUUGAUUGAACUUUUUUUUUAUUAAACUGAUACAAAGUACACCAAAAUUUUCUUUGAAUCAUAGAAUAAUGUUUUCGUGUCUACAUGAAUACUUAGAACAUGUAUGGACUUCAUUAUUACUUCUUAAUUUAUGUAACACUUAACUUACAUUUAUUUUUUCUCAUUAUUAUUUUGUUUCUUUUUGGAAUUUUUUCUUAUUUUGAUUUUUUCUAUAAAACAUUAGAAACAUUAUAUUCUUGGGUUACAUAAUUUCCACUCUAUGGAAAGAAGUGUUGACAUCUUAACAAUUUUUCUAUAGAAACAAUUAUCAUUUGAAAUUGAACACACUAGCAGCCGAGAAAGAUAUAGAGAGUAACUUAAGAUAUGGAAGACGUUUAUCAGUGUGUAAAGAAAUAUUAAGAUUGAACAAGCAACAACAGGGGAGUGACUUAUUUGUCUUAUUUUCAUUAUUCAUAAAUCAUAACUCAAAUGGUUUUUUAUAGGGGAUCAAAGUACUUUUUAAGGGAAGAUUUAAAUGCAUAAUUUGAAAUGGUAAAUAUUUAUAUAAU